This is a messenger RNA of Rotaria socialis, 1560 nucleotides long. Lineage: Eukaryota; Metazoa; Rotifera; Eurotatoria; Philodinida; Philodinidae. The record is from the annotation of a GenBank genome assembly.
AUGGAACAUUCAAUUGUUCAAUUAAUGGAUUUACCUGACGAAUUAAUUAUGAUUAUUUUAAACAAGUUGGACAAUAGUGAAGUACUUUAUUCUUUAAUGGAUGUUAACACGCGUCUAAAUCAAAUUGUGCACGAUCUCAUGUUUACUACUAAAAUAACUUUAACGAAAUCUGCUGAUCUUAUGAUAGCACUACCUGAUAUAAUGCUGGAUCGAUUUUGUUUGCAAAUAUUGCCUAAAAUCCAUCAUAACAUCAAGUGGUUCAGUCUGGAAUCAUCAUCUAUGGAACGUGUUCUUCUUGCUGCUGACUAUCCCAAUUUACGUCAACUUGACAUUUUUAUCAAUGAUCAGAAAUGUUUUUUUCAUUUAACUGAUAAAUCUUCUCUAUAUCAUAUAUUCCAAAAUCAGAUUGUGACAUUGUCUCUGACUACUAAGAAAGAUAUUCAUGAUGCAAUAACAAUGAAUGAACGGGCAAAUCUAUUUUCAUAUAUCUUGAUUAUAUUUACUAAUAUUCUUCAUUUGAAAUUCUAUGAGUCAAGUUCAUCUAUAUUAUUUAAAGAACCAUGUUCAUCGUUUUCUUCAACUCUGGUGGAAUUAUAUAUAGAUGUGUAUCUUUUUGAUGAUUGUCUUUAUCUACUCGAUGGUCGCCUCGAUCAAUUGCGCAUAUUGUUUAUUAAUGUUUGUCAUAUUCUUCCUCUCCGAUCAACUAUCAACACUAAGAAUAAGUUAGCUAAUUUGAAAUGUUUUUCAUUGACCAGUAAUAGUGAAACAUAUGUUUAUGAUGAAGUGAUUGUGCCAAAUUUACGUCGAAUGUUAAAUUUAGAAAAGCUAUCUUUGCAUCUUGACAUUAAAUGUAAAGUAAGAUUUAUCGAUGGAACUAAUUUAGAAAAGAAUAUUAUUGUUCAUAUGCCUAAUUUAAAUGAAUUCACAUUUAAUAUUCGAUCGAGCAUUUUAAUUAAUGAUCAAAUACAUUUACUAUCAAAUGAAGAUAUUCAGCGUACAUUGACAAGUUUAAGUGAUCAUCAAGUUAUUUCGUGUGUAGACUAUUUUCCAAGUAAUAAAACUGGUCAAUGUCAUUUUUAUACAUAUCCACAUACCAGGCAAUAUUAUGACAAUAUUACCAAUAACUUUCCAGGUGGAGUAUUAAAACAUGUUCGAAUUGCAACCUUAUUUGAUGAGCGUCCUUUUGAGCAUACAUUUUUUAUGCAAAUUGCUCAAGCAUUUCCGUUUCUUAACGAAUUGAUUGUAAGUAAUUGUAAAGCACAAAAUCAGAAACUAAACGGCGAUAGUGAAUCUUUUGCAAUUAUCAAAUAUUCUCAUCUUACUAUACUACGACUUAUCAAUAUUCAUGAUGAUUAUGCUGAAGAAUUUUUACUUGAUAUCAAAACGUGUUUUUCAAAUUUUAUCUUUUUGGUAAUGGACUAUGACAAAUUGCAGAGAAUUACUCGUAAUUUUACAAGAGACGCGACACGAGUCAAUUGUACUAAAGUCGAUCGCUUUUUUACUGCGAAACAAUCGAAUCGAUCAAAAGAUUUUCAUGUUUACUUUCCGUAUGUAAAAUAA